GAAGGGCCCGGUCCCCAAGAAAGGCUCUUCCUCGAGGCACCUGGGACUCCUCCACGGUCUGGGACCGCCUGGAUGGUACACGUCCCGCGUCACUCACAUCACAACACUCGCCUAGCUCUAGUAUUUAAAAUAAUCGGGGGCUGGGGGCGGUGAAUUAGCGCCGAAUCAGCCCUCGCCGUUUUAUUUGCUAGUUGGGCUCACUUUUACUGACGCCCUCUGGUGACUGUCAAUCACUUUGUCCCUGCGUGACCAGAGGCACAAAGAAAUGAUGGGAGUUAAGGUCCUGCAAAAGGGCCUUGCUUCUCACCGCAUCUAGCCUAUAUCCGCCAGCAAUUCUCAUAUGACUUCCUUAGGUCGCAAUAACAAUGCGCUUUUCACAGAAGAAACCUGGAGAGCCUUAGAGCGUGUCCGAUGCAGCUUUGAGUCUGCGGGAGGGAAAUGAGCUUGGGCACUGGAAAGAGCAGGUUGUAGACUCAGUCAGAGCGUGUUUGAAUCUGAGCUCUGCCUGGCACGCCCAACGUCCCGGGCUAAGAUGGAGAGGAUGUCUGUCUACCUUACAGUAUCUCUCCUUCUCCUGGCGGCUGUCUUGCAAAAUGUCUGGCUCCUAGUAAGUGCUCGAUACUAGGGAAAUUUAGGGGGGGAGAGGGUGCCCCACAAUUCAGUAGCUUUUGGGAAUGUCCUGGCAAAGUGGAUUUCGUGGAGAGAGGCGCUAUUUCCCUAGAACUCACUUCCGGCUUCACCUGGAGUAAACGCUUUCCACUCAAGAAGAAACCUGUAAACGAACUCUGAUCUUCUUCCCAAGGAGACCAGAGAAUCCAGACUCGCAGCUGGACAUCAGUGCAGACACACUUCCUAAUUGGGCGGUACCACAAAAUAACCCGUUCCAAUAAAGACUAGAAAGGGGAAACCAGGGUUUGCUGGCGGAGUACCCUGGCGGGUCUCCAGGUGCUCACCCCCUACCUGCCCGCCCACUCUGCGGCGGCCUCUCCCAAACCUUCAAACUGCAGUCGGUGCGUGCGGACCACGGAUCACGACACUCAUUGUGUGAGGACCUGAAUCGAAAUCUGGGCAGGGCAGGCCGCGCUACCCGUAAUCGCGGCUGGGUGCGGUUCUGAGAAGACUAGACGCUCACUGUGCCUCCUGCAGCGCGGCGGAGACAGCACGCGGCGCGCCUGUGCCCGCAGGGCUUGGGGGUGGGCGCGGGGCCAACAGCGCGCCCCCCCUGCCCGGGCCUGGAACACCCGAGUAGCGCCGCGGGCGCGAGCGCUUAGGAAACACGAUCUUCCUCCGGGAACCAGGCGGGGGUGCGGGGGCACAGUCUCCCUUUACAAAUCCGCCACUGGGGCGCCCUCUACCACCGGGUUGUCCGGUCCUGAGGGAAAACUCCUAGGUGUGCCAGGCCCUCAAUUGGAGAGGCAGCUGCUGUCCGGGGGCCCCCCAGAUGGCGCGGCGAGCCUCUCUCCGGCGCUCGGCCCGCGCCCCUCCCCGCUCCUCCCUAGUCCCGCCUUCUGCUCCGCCCGGGCGCCCCGAGGGCAAACGGGGAGGGGGGGCGGACGGAAUUUCCCAGCGCGGGGGCUCCGGCUUCCCCGCAACCCGGCAGUCUCUUUCUGUUUACGGAGAGAAAGGGGAAAUGGAAAAGGCGGGGAGGCGGCGGCUGGCGUCCGCUGCGCCGCCCCUCGGCCGGCUCAGACGCCGUGAGUCAGGGGCCGACGAGGGCGGCCCGGCCUGGGGCUCACUCGUCCGCUGCGCUCUGGACGACGCGCCACGCUCCGGGGCCGGUCGCCCUGGCUCCAGCUUCUACUGCCGUCGGACCUCGGUGCCACGGCGCGCCCGGCUCCGGAGGACCGGCCACCUGCUGCGCACCGAGGCGUCGGGAGGCCGCGGCUGGAGCGCUCGGCCCACGGGGGCGCGCGGAGGCCGCAGUUCAUAACAGCAACUCCAAUGACACAACUGAUUUACUGUGGGCCAGACACUGCACGAGCACCUUCUGCACAUGACCUCCUUAACUCUCGCACCCACCCUGUGAGAUUCUCUACAAAGCACAACAGUAAUGGAGUACAUGAGCACUGGCAGUGACAACAAAGAAGAACUCGAUUCAUUAAUUCAACAUUUGAAUGUGUCUGAUAUAAUAGACAUUAUGGAAAAUCUUUACCCAAGUGAAGAGCCACCAGUUUACGAACCCAGUCUAAUGACCAUGUGUCAAGAUAGUAAUCAAAAUGAGGAGCGCUCAGAGUCUCUGCUACUCGGUGGCCAAGAGGUGCCUUCGUUGUCGUCGGUCAGACGUGGAACCGUGGAGGAACUGCUUGCUUUUGCAAACCAUAUAUCGAAUACUGCAAAGCGUUUUUAUGGACACCGACCACAAGAAUCUGGAAUUUUAUUAAAUAUGGUGAUCACUCCCCAAAAUGGACGCUAUCAAAUAGACUCAGAUGUUCUCCUCAUCCCCUGGAAGCUGACAUAUAGGAAUAUUGGCUCUGAUUUCAUUCCUCGGGGGGCCUUUGGAAAAGUGUACUUAGCACAAGAUAUAAAGACUAAGAAAAGGAUGGCGUGUAAAUUGAUCCCAGUCGAUCAGUUUAAGCCAUCCGACGUGGAAAUCCAGGCUUGCUUCCGGCACGAGAACAUCGCUGAGUUAUAUGGCGUAGUCCUGUGGGGUGAAACGGUGCACCUCUUUAUGGAAGCAGGCGAAGGAGGCUCUGUUCUGGAGAAACUGGAGAGCUGUGGACCGAUGAGAGAGUUUGAAAUUAUUUGGGUGACAAAGCAUGUUCUCAAGGGACUUGACUUUCUACACUCGAACAAAGUGAUUCACCACGAUAUUAAACCUAGCAACAUUGUGUUCAUGUCCACAAAAGCUGUUUUGGUGGAUUUUGGCCUAAGUGUUCAGAUGACUGAAGAUGUUUAUUUUCCUAAGGACCUCCGCGGAACAGAGAUUUACAUGAGCCCAGAGGUGAUCCUGUGCAGGGGCCAUUCAACCAAAGCAGACAUCUACAGCCUGGGGGCCACGCUCAUCCACAUGCAGACGGGCACCCCACCCUGGGUGAAGCGCUACCCUCGCUCAGCCUAUCCUUCCUAUCUGUACAUAAUCCACAAGCAGGCGCCUCCGUUAGAAGAUAUCGCAGCUGACUGCAGUCCCAGCAUGCGAGAGCUGAUGGAGGCCGCCUUGGAGAGGAACCCCAAUCACCGCCCCAGGGCAGCGGACCUGCUGAAGCAUGAUGCCCUGAACCCCCCCAGAGAGGACCAGCCACGCUGUCAGAGCCUGGACUCGGCCCUCUUUGAGAGGAAGAGGCUGCUGAGCAGGAAGGAGCUGGAGCUUCCUGAGAACAUUGCCGAUUCUUCAUGCACAGCAAGCACCGAAGAAUCCGAGAUGCUGAAGAGACAACGUUCUCUCUACAUAGACCUUGGAGCCCUGGCUGGCUAUUUCAACCUUGUUCGGGGCCCACCAACGUUAGAAUAUGGCUGAUUAAUGACACCGUUUGCUCUAAAUUAAGACUCAGCAUUUAUCUCUUGGAAGCUGGUUCUCCUGACUCUGCACAGGGCCUCCAAAUAGUGAAUUGUGUCAUUUAUGAGCCAGCGGUAUGGGCUUCCACGACUCAUGAAUGUGACUCCAUGUGGCCCCUGUGGGUUUGAUUUGUCAAGCUGCCCUGCUACCCGCCAACUCUGAAGGUUCUCAUUUCUCAUCUCACAGGAAGGAAGCUGAGCGUUCAGAGAAGAAUCGUUUCUGGUGACUGAUUCCAUUCACUGUGCACUUUGCUCAAAAUUUUAAAAAUACCAAUUGCGAGGAUAAUAGCCUCAAAUUACUAUUCUUGGUUCUAAUUUAAGUAUGGGAAUUGCAUUUAACUCAGAAUAGUUGUUUUAUGUAUAUUGGUGUAUAUUAUAUGAUAACUCUUUGAGCCUUUGUCGGGAAAGUCUAGUAGAAAUGAAAGUCAUUAUACUUUGGGUGAAUAGAACAACUUGAAUAUUGUAGCAAUAACCUGAACUAGCGUCUUAAAAAUGGCUGAUUAACUGGGAGCCGUCUGGCAGCAGGCCCCUAGUGACAGGUUCUGUUAUGUUCCUAUGGAAAUAUUUUGUACUGUACAUGCUAUGCUUAAAACAUUUAAAACAUGAUGUUUUGAAUGUGGAUAAAACUGUGUAAACCACAUAAUUUCUGUACAUCCCAAAGGAUGAGAAUGUGACCUUUAAGACAAAUAGAAACGUUUGUAAAUUUUUAAAGAUGCUACUUUUAUAAUUCUUAAGACUCUAUUUUCUUUUAAGCAUUUGUAUAUUAAAAUAGCAUACUGUGUAUGUUUUAUAUCAAAUGCCUUCAUGAAUCUUUCUUAUAUAAAUAUAUUUUUAACAUUGUAAAGUAUGUGAGUAUUCCUACUUAGAGUAUGUUUUUACAUCAUGCAAAUGAAACCAACUCUUUUAUCCAAUGUGAUGGGUCCAACCAAGUGAAUAAAUUCAGUAUUUUUCCUUAA
Messenger RNA from Equus caballus (horse), 4448 nucleotides. It is a transcript of the gene MAP3K8, whose product is annotated as mitogen-activated protein kinase kinase kinase 8. The record is from RefSeq and is a predicted model, not a curated record. Lineage: Eukaryota; Metazoa; Chordata; Mammalia; Perissodactyla; Equidae. Gene Ontology annotation, molecular function: ATP binding; protein kinase activity. Gene Ontology annotation, biological process: protein phosphorylation.